Molecule: messenger RNA, 1151 nt
Organism: Tupaia belangeri chinensis (Chinese tree shrew)
Lineage: Eukaryota; Metazoa; Chordata; Mammalia; Scandentia; Tupaiidae
Gene: RHEBL1
Product: RHEB like 1
Exons: 9
Coding region: 216-767 (183 amino acids)
Biological process (GO): signal transduction
Cellular component (GO): membrane
Molecular function (GO): GTP binding; GTPase activity
Source: RefSeq, a predicted model, not a curated record
CCGGCGCCCGGCUCCCUCGCGCUAGUCUUGCUGUGUUUUGAUCACGUGGCCCGCUCCGGGCGCGGCGCUUGUUUUGGUUUCCCUCUAGCUUGCCCCUGGCAGCUUCGGGGUGAAAGACUUUCCUGCACUGGCAGUCGCGUGUGCUUACACGCUGACCUAUUCUUCGGGCUCUGUUAGCCCGCAGUUCUGCAAGCCCCUUGGGGCGUGCUCCUGCCAUGCCGCUGGUCCGCUACAGGAAGGUGGUCAUUCUCGGAUACCGCUCUGUAGGGAAGACGUCUUUAGCACAUCAAUUUGUGGAAGGCGAGUUCUUGGAAUGCUACGAUCCUACAGUGGAGAAUACUUACAGCAAGAUAGUGACUCUUGGCAAAGAUGAAUUUCACCUACAUCUGGUGGACACUGCAGGACAGGAUGAGUACAGCAUUCUGCCCUAUUCAUUCAUCAUUGGGGUCCAUGGUUAUGUGCUCGUAUAUUCUGUUACGUCUCUGCAUAGCUUCCAGGUUAUUGAAAGUCUGUACCAAAAGCUGCAUGAAGGCCAUGGGAAAACCCGGCUGCCAGUGGUGCUAGUGGGGAACAAGGCUGAUCUCUCUCCAGCCAGAGAGGUACAGGCAGUAGAAGGGAAGAAGUUGGCAGAGUCCUGGGGUGCGACAUUUAUGGAGUCAUCUGCUCGAGAGAAUCAGCUGACUCAAAGUAUCUUCACUAAAGUCAUCCAGGAGAUUGCCCGUGUAGAGAAUUCCUAUGGGCAAGAGCGUCGCUGCUAUCUCAUGUGAGCCCUCAGACAUGGGGUAUCUGCCUCAUUUCUGCCCCUGGCAUUGGCCAGGCUCCACUGCGGUUGGGCCCUCAGGACUUCACGGGUAUGGUUGCCAGCUGUGUAACUGGGCACACGGCGUGGCACCCUCUUGUUUGCACACUUUCCCCAGGCUCCAGUGGCCUGGGUGUCAAUGUUUACAAAGGGGCAAAGAUGUCUCAUAGGCUCUGGCCUCUGUUUUUGCUCAAUGACUUCUGUUAUAACCUGUGGGGUAGGGUAUGAGUCCUAGGCGUCUUUAUCCAGGACCCAUCCUCCUUGUGUAGGUUUUGGAUGCUGGAUGGGUGAGGGGAGCUGGGGACUCCUGAAGAAGAGCUGGCUCCAUAGGAUGACAAUGUAUAUAUGCAAA